ACAAAAAACCAAUAAUACAUAAACAAAACUGUUAUUUUAAUCAUUAUCAAACAGACACACAUAUACAUCAAGAAAUAUGUAUAUGGCUUCAUUCCCACAAAGUCAGUAACACUUUACACUUCCAUCAUCCUUUCCAUUGUAUAUUCUUUCUUCAUUCUUCUUUCACUUUACCCAAUUUAUGACAAUGGGGAUCACAAACAAAAUAUCUCUAGUGAUUACAACCACAUUGUUCAUUCAAUAUUCAUUAGCACUAUUGCACCCCAUUGAUUUUUUAGCACUACAAUCCAUCAAAAAAUCACUAGAAGACAUGCCUGGUUCCACCUACUUUUCUUCAUGGGACUUCACUUCCGAUCCCUGUAACUUCGCAGGCGUGUUCUGCGUGGGCCAACGAGUCGUUACAUUAAACCUCGGUGACCCGCGCGCUGGCACGCCUGGUCUGUCCGGACGACUUGAUCCGGACAUUGGAAAAUUAAAAAAUCUUGUUGAAUUUACACUUGUACCCGGUCGGGUCAUGGGUGCGAUUCCCGCGACUUUAUCGGAGUUGAAAAAUCUCCGGUUUAUCGGAAUUAGCCGGAAUUUUAUCUCCGGCGAGAUUCCGGCGACGUUGGGGGAGCUUACUGGGUUGAGGACACUUGAUCUGAGUUAUAAUCAGCUCACCGGAAAUGUUCCGUGGGCCGUCGGAAACUUACCGGCGUUAACUAACGUCGUUAUGUGUCAUAACCGGUUAUCCGGUUCAGUACCGGCUUUUGUUUCUCAAACUCUAACCCGGUUGGACCUUAAACAUAAUAAUUUAUCCGGUUCAAUACCUCCCGGUUUUUUACCUUCCUCGUUACAAUAUCUUUCUCUUUCUUGGAACCGGUUUUCUGGACCGGUUGAUGUUUUAUUAUCUCAACUGAACCGGUUGAAUUAUUUGGAUUUGAGUUUAAACCGGUUUACCGGUCCAAUACCCGGUUCGGUUUUUGGUUUCCCGAUUAGUAACCUUCAACUCGAGCGGAAUAUGUUUUCUGGGCCGGUUCAGCCGUUUAAUGAAGUUGUGAUCCAGACCGUUGAUCUGAGCCAUAACAUGUUGUACGGAGAAGUGUCUCCAUUGUUCUCAAGCGUAAAGAAUCUUUACCUUAAUUAUAACCGGUUCACCGGUUCGGUUCCAACCACAUUGGUGGACCGGUUGUUGGCUGGAGAGGUUGAGUUGUUGUACCUGCAACAUAAUUAUUUGACCGCGGUUCCAAUGAACCCGAACGCCGCGAUCCCGAUGAGUAGUUUGUUGUGUUUACAGUAUAAUUGUAUGGUGCCACCGGUUCAGACCUCGUGCCCGGUUGAAGCCGGGACACAGAAGACCCGACCAGCGUCGCAGUGCAUGCAAUGGAAAGGGUAAAAUCAAUGUUUUAAAAUCCGGUGUUUAUACCGUACAGAAUUUGACUCAGAAAAAGGUUUAACAGGGGUGUAUCGGGCGGUUCAACCGGGUGUACUGACGGUUUAACCGGUUCUACCGGACUAUUCCAUUGGUACAACCGGCCGGUUUGAACCGGUUUUAAAAAUAUUGGGUAAAAUUGGAAUUUUACUCGUGUAGUUUUAUUUAUUGUGUUGUAUAUAUGAUUAUAAUUUAUUGGAA
This is a messenger RNA of Helianthus annuus (common sunflower), 1609 nucleotides long. RefSeq names its product probably inactive leucine-rich repeat receptor-like protein kinase IMK2. The record is from RefSeq and is a predicted model, not a curated record. Lineage: Eukaryota; Viridiplantae; Streptophyta; Magnoliopsida; Asterales; Asteraceae. The coding region runs from base 179 to 1372 and encodes 397 amino acids. Gene Ontology annotation, molecular function: protein binding. The transcript has a single exon.